This is a messenger RNA of Aspergillus costaricaensis CBS 115574, 792 nucleotides long. RefSeq lists its product as uncharacterized. The coding region runs from base 1 to 792 and encodes 263 amino acids. Lineage: Eukaryota; Fungi; Ascomycota; Eurotiomycetes; Eurotiales; Aspergillaceae. The transcript is spliced from 8 exons. The record is from RefSeq and is a predicted model, not a curated record.
AUGGCGCAGUGGGUGACUACCUGUUUGGGCAUGACAAUGCGAACAUCGCAUGAUAAACGCAUCCAGCUGUUCGACCAUAUAUUUCAUGUCACCGUCAAAAUCGUACUUUGGCCUGUCAGCUUUGUAUGUGCUUGGUACCUCCCACAAAUACACAGCCUUUCGUGUAUUUUGUCAGACUUUGAGUUUACUGUGCUCGGAAUCCCGCCGCAACAUGAAACUGAAACCGUCCAACACAUUGCUUAUCCCGAAGGACGAAUGGUCGGGUCAGUCCCAUCCAGUUUCCUCGAUUUUGGCAGAUCCACGGAACAUGACCCAGGAGAACCACUCCACAGACAGACCAGUUCUCAUCGACCAUCAUCUGGGUUCCCAGUGGCACACAGACCUCUAGCAACGUCACCAAUGAUCUGCGUUAGCUCACGGGCUGCGGGACCACCCGUUCCACACACACAUGGAGACGAGUUUUUCAAGGGGUCAUCUACUUGCAGGAGCACUCGGGAGCCCACGGGCGUUGAGCAUUCGUUUCCUGUUGACCGAGUGAAAAGGCCGAGCAAACUGAGACAUUGCAUGGCCGCUAGAACCGGUAAAGUGGCAGGCGAGAAGGUUCCAUUCAGGUGCUUGGCAACCGAGAUAGUCGGGAACGAAGGAAGGCCACUCGAUGUAGGAAGCGCUCGGAAGGUUUCGAGAAAAAAAGGUUAUCCUGCCGCCAGACCAGUUAGGCUAGUUAGAGAGGUACCGAAGGAAAUCAGAUCAUUAGACAGGAAGUGUAGUAGGCACCGCAGCACGAAGGACUAG